UGUCUCCAGGCUCCCAAACAGAAGCUGUGCAACUACACUGACCUCCACACGGGGGCGCCCUGGUUCUGCUACAAGCCAAAGAAACUGACCUGCGACACCAGGGUGACCCUGAUAGGAUCCAGACAGAGAAUAAAACUGGAAGAGCGGCUCUUUAAAAGGAGACCCAUCCUGGUGCUAAUGCCUCAGAAAUCACAAUGUCCCUGGAUACAAACAACAAACCCCAACAUGGAGCAGGAAAAGCAGGGGGACAGAAACAGUGGAACCAAUGAAAACAUGAAGACCUGCGGUCCUGCUGGUUAUUACUACCAGGGUGCUUGGCGAACACUAGAUGGCGCCACAGUCCGUCAGUUUAACAAGGCCACAGCAAUCAGCCAGUAUCUGAAAGGGAAGGUGCUCCACCUGAAUGGAGGCUCCACCAUCAGGCAGUGGUUUGAAUAUUUGAUCUCAACAACACCAGAUCUCAAGAUGUUUGACUUGAGAAGUCCAAAGCAAACGGGACCUUUCCUGGCCUUGGAUUAUAAAGACAACAUCUUGGUGACGUUCCAGUGCCACGGCCCUCCCAUUCGUUUCACUAACCUGUUAGUCAGUCAGAUGCGUUAUAUUACCAGUGAACUGAAAGGUUUGGUUGGCGGUACGAACACUGUUGUGGUUAUCGGCAUCUGGUCGCACUUCAGCACUUUCCCCGUUGAGGUCUACAUCCGGCGCCUGCUGAGCAUAUCGAGGGCAGUGGAGCGGCUGUUGACCAGAGCUCCAGGUACGCUGGUCAUCAUCAGGACCGCGAACCCCAAAGCGCUUUCCCUCUACAAGACUCUAACCAACAGUGACUGGUAUUCCUUACAGCAUGACAAGGUCCUGAGGGCAAUAUUCAAAAGAGUGAAAAUCCGACUGGUUGAUAACGAGUUUUCUACUGUUUUUAGUUGACGGUUAUCUGGCAUAUCGGAAAAUUUGGAAGGUGUCGGCAGCUGUUUCGGCCCUUGUCAGUCUGGUGAUGAUGCUAAAGAAGAAAAACGGAAGAAAAACAGCGAGUGACUGAGGGUCAUUGCGCGUAACGGGAACCCUGUAAAUUCUAGAC
Messenger RNA from Xiphophorus hellerii (green swordtail), 1072 nucleotides. RefSeq names its product NXPE family member 3-like. NCBI's taxonomy places the organism in Eukaryota, Metazoa, Chordata, Actinopteri, Cyprinodontiformes, Poeciliidae. The record is from RefSeq and is a predicted model, not a curated record.